Physeter macrocephalus (sperm whale) is the source of this 357-nucleotide messenger RNA. Its product is annotated as cytochrome c oxidase subunit NDUFA4-like. The record is from RefSeq and is a predicted model, not a curated record. Lineage: Eukaryota; Metazoa; Chordata; Mammalia; Artiodactyla; Physeteridae.
AUGCUCUGCCAGAUCAUCGGUCAGGCCAAGAAGCAUUCUAGUUUGAUCCCCCUCUUUGUAUUUAUUGGAGCAGGAGGUACUGGCGCAGCACUGUGCCUGCGCCUGGCAUUGUUCAAUCCAGAUGUUAGCUGGGACAGAAAGAACAACCCAGAACCCUGGAACCCACUGGGUCCCAAUGAUCAGUACAAGUUCUACUCAGUGAAUGUAGAUUACAGCAAACUGAAGAAAGAAGGUCCAGACUUCUAAAUAUAAUGUUUCACCAUAAAGCUGCUUAAAAUGAAGGUCUUCCAGAAGCCAUCUGCACAAUUUUCCACUUAACCAAGAAAUAUUUCCCCUCUAAAUGCACGAAAUCAUGUU